Messenger RNA from Gilbertella persicaria, 1188 nucleotides. RefSeq names its product YL1 nuclear protein-domain-containing protein. Gene Ontology annotation, cellular component: nucleus. The coding region runs from base 60 to 1037 and encodes 325 amino acids. The record is from RefSeq and is a predicted model, not a curated record. Gene Ontology annotation, biological process: regulation of DNA-templated transcription; chromatin remodeling. The transcript has 5 exons. Lineage: Eukaryota; Fungi; Mucoromycota; Mucoromycetes; Mucorales; Choanephoraceae. Gene Ontology annotation, molecular function: ATP-dependent H2AZ histone chaperone activity.
AGCAGUUGAGACAGUUGUUUAAAAUAAAAUUUUCUUUUUUUGUUAUUCUUAUUAUUAUUAUGUCACUUGUUCAAGAAAGAGAAAAGCGUGUUAAUGCGGGUAGUCGUAUGCGUGCACUUUUGAAUCAAGAAGUGGACAUGGAAGAAUUAUUUGAAUAUAAUGAAGACGAUGAAGAAGAUCAAGAAUUUUCUGAUAAAAUGGAAGAGGAAGAUAAAGUCGAUUCAGACUUUGAUCUUGAUUCUUCAGAAGGAGAACAAGAACACAUUGAAGAAGGAAAAGCUAUGGAUAAGCAAAUAGCAUUGGACGAGAAAAGAGCGCGUAGAGCAGCUACAUUUCAACCACCUACCGUCUCAAAGCCCAAGAAACCAGUGGAAAGGCAAAAAAGAUCCAGGCCAGAAGACACAAUAGAAGAACGCGCUGUUCGGUAUUCUUCAAGAAAAAACACCGUGUUGAAUCGAAUAUUAGUUCAAGAUCAACUGAGGGAACAUGAAAAGAGAAGAGCUUCUCAGCCAAAAAGAGAUCGACCUGUCGUGAAUAAAAUGACCCAAGAAGAACUAUUAGCUGAAGCAGUCAUUACUGAAGAAAAGAACAAGAGCUCAUUACUCGAAUGGCAACAAAAAGAAGCAGAAAGAAAAGCCAAUGCCAAAAAGAUAGACAAAAAAGGUGUGAUAGGUCCCUUUAUUCGUUACCAUUCAUUUACAGACAGAUUGGAUGAUGCCAUGGGGAGAAAUCUAGUUACUUUUGUUGAACAAAAUGACUUGGAUGAAGAAGAAGAAGAUAAUCUAGAGCAAUUAGGCAUGAUACAUCAUGUCUCAGCAUGGUUUGAAAAACUGCCUAAACCCAAUAAGCCAAUUAUGUGCCCUAUCACGGGCGAAUUAGCUAAAUAUCGGGACCCUUCUACAGGUGUGCCUUUUGCUGAUAUUAAAUCCUAUGAGGCUAUCAAGGCCUGCUUAAACCAUCGUAUGCAAUGGUCUCCUUCUAGCCACCUUUAUUUAGGCAAUCUGCCUAAUGCACGCGGUGUUCCUGAUGGCUGGUAAACUAAGGGACGUCGUUGCGUUAGUAGACUGUUGUCAAUGAAUCAUUUAACGUUGCAUGAUUAUUCCACGAGAUGCCAAAUAAAAAGCGCUGGUUGCACAACAUGACAAUCUGCAGUUUAAGCAAAGUUACCUAAUUAGUGUCACUUGCCCC